UCAUCAGUCGGUUGACUAAUAGUCUGGUCAGCUUGCCAUCACAUUUUCCCACUAUUAUUAUCACUUUCAAUCGUUUCGAUCCCGGCACGAUGGCGCCUCUUCCCGAUAAUAACCCCGAUGACCAUUACGACGCGGGCGCGCCUCUCGAUGGCGGCGCUAGCCCUGCCGUCCUUGGUAAUGGCGACAAGCACUUCUCUCCUACUGGUCUAGAGAUCGGGGUCAUCGUUGGCGUUGUUAGCCUGGUUAUCAUCACCGUAGUCUUCCUAUUCGUCUGGCGAUCCCGUAAGAACCGAGAUGUUAAGAUCACCGAUGCUGCAUCUUCCGUUCCUGCAGCCGGUCCUUACGAGGAACUUCCCUCACCUAGCGCUGCUGCCCGUGCGCGCCGUGAGACCAACGAACUUAUCCCUCCUCCCAAGGACGACCACGCCAGCACCAUCAAGAACGAUGACAAGUCUUCUCUUGAGCAGCCUACCCCUAUCCCAACCAACCGCACGGCUAACAAGUGGAGCUAUUGGGGAACUGUUCACAACGUCGGUAAUCAUGGUCAUGUCGAAGAACACGAGAUAGCAAAUCGUUUCUAAGCAUUCUCCACACCAAGAACCGACCUAGUCGCCAUCUUGUAGCGACUCGGAGCAACAACAACUCAGGACAGGUAACCUUG
Annulohypoxylon maeteangense is the source of this 661-nucleotide messenger RNA. RefSeq lists its product as uncharacterized. The transcript is spliced from 2 exons. The record is from RefSeq and is a predicted model, not a curated record. NCBI's taxonomy places the organism in Eukaryota, Fungi, Ascomycota, Sordariomycetes, Xylariales, Hypoxylaceae. Bases 90 to 581 code for a protein of 163 amino acids.